CUGGCCGCUAUAAUGUCUCAGGGACAGGUCAGAGAGGGAGUUAGGAAGGGAGAUCAAAGAAGGGCACCCCUUGACAAAGACCAGUGCGCCUAUUGCAAAGCGAGAGGACAUUGGGCUCAUGACUGCCCAAAGAAACCUCGAGGGCCUGGAAAAACUAAGACAGGAACCACGGACCUCCUCAAUCUAAAAGAUUAGGGAGGUCAAGGCCAGGAGCCCCCCCCCUUGAGCCUAGGAUAACUCUCAAGAUCGGGGGGCAGCCAAUGACCUUCCUAAGGGACACCGGAGCUCAACAUUCAGUCCUGACCCACAUCGGAGGCUCUCUCAGUGACUGCACAGCUUUGGUCCAGGGGGCCACGGGUAGCAGGAGAUAGCGAUAGACCACCGAGAAAAAGGUUCAGCUGACAUCUGGACAGCUCAGCAUCAUACACUGUCCCGGGCACCGAAAGGAUGACUCUGUAAUAGCACGGGAAAAUCGGCUGGCCAAUCUGACGGCCUGGACAAUGGCCUUACAACCCCCAGGGGUGACAAGCUGCUGGUCAUGCAAGACUACCAACAGCCAAACAGGGACCCCAUGCUCUACAGCCCGGAGGACCAGGAACUAGCAAAGAAAAUGGGGGUGGAAUAGAGCCCCGAACGACAAGCUAACAUCAUAGAUGAAGGCCCGUCUGGCUGAUGAGGCCUCGAACACUGUAUUAUUAAAUCAGGAACAGGUCCUCCAACAGGUGACUUCCAGCUGCCCUGCUUGUGCCCAAGUCAACCCAGGAAAAACCCAUCUGAACAGAAGAAGCUGCCUGCGAGGCCACCGCCCCGGAGUCCAUUGGGAACUUGACUUCACUGAGGUAAAACCUGGGCUAUAUGGGUACAGAUACCUUCUGGUUUUUGUAGACACUUUUUCAGGAUGGACGGAGAAAGAGACUGCUACCAUGGUAACCCAGAAACUCCUGGAUGACAUCUUUCCCAGCCCUACCCUGGAGGCACACCUUCAAGCCCUCCAACUGGUACAAAAGACGGUGUGGAAACCCCUGGCAGAUGCCUACUGGGAGCAACUGAAUCGCCCGGUGAUGUCUCACCCAUUCAAGAUUAAAAACUCUGUCUGGGUCCACGUGUCAUAUAUGAAGGCCGUCAAAGAACCCGAUAAAGCUGAGAACACCAAGACAUCUACAUGGAAAGUUCAACGCUCCCCAAACCCACUAAAGAUAAGACUUAUACCUAUAGGUUCCCCUAAUUCCCCUAAUAGCCCUCCUAACAUUAGGAGGGGCAUCAUCAGAGUCCUGCUCAUUUUAUUUUUGGGGCCAUGUAUCUUCAAUAGAUUGAUACAAUUUGUCAAGAAUAGGAUUUCUGUUGUCCAGGCUUUGGUCCUAAUUCAGCAGUAUCAGAGGCUCCGAGAACCAGAGAUGGAGCUGACUCCUUAUUCUCCAUCCUAAAAUGAAAGAUUCCAUUUACGACAAAAGAAAAUGGG
Molecule: messenger RNA, 1459 nt
Organism: Onychomys torridus (southern grasshopper mouse)
Lineage: Eukaryota; Metazoa; Chordata; Mammalia; Rodentia; Cricetidae
Exons: 2
Coding region: 654-1424 (256 amino acids)
Biological process (GO): DNA integration
Molecular function (GO): nucleic acid binding
Source: RefSeq, a predicted model, not a curated record